Molecule: messenger RNA, 1095 nt
Organism: Maylandia zebra (zebra mbuna)
Lineage: Eukaryota; Metazoa; Chordata; Actinopteri; Cichliformes; Cichlidae
Product: odorant receptor 131-2
Biological process (GO): G protein-coupled receptor signaling pathway; detection of chemical stimulus involved in sensory perception of smell
Cellular component (GO): membrane
Molecular function (GO): olfactory receptor activity; odorant binding; G protein-coupled receptor activity
Source: RefSeq, a predicted model, not a curated record
CUCCUGUGAUAAACACUGAAACGCUUAUAAAAGCUCCGCUCUCACACUGCCUGCCUUCUGUGUUUCACCUGCACUCAGGUCUCACAUGUGAAGAAUGAGCUCACUGCUGGGUCUCAGAGGCAACAUGACCGUCCCUUAUCAGCUGCUGCUCAUCAGAGAUACUUUCACCACAGCGUUUGUCAAGAACCUGAUCGUGGUUCUGGUCUGGCUCACACUCAGUUACAUCAACGGCACCUUGGUGGUCACGUUUUUUAGACACCAGACCUUUCAUGACGACCCUCGUUACAUCCUCUUCAUCCACAUGGUGAUCAACGAUGCCAUCCAGCUGACUGUCACCAUCAUGCUUUUCAUCCUCAGCUACAUCUUCUACAAGAUUAACGUCGCCUUCUGCUGCUUCUUCAUCCUGGUGGCAGUCUUCACCACCAGAAACACCCCUGUCAACUUAGCUGCCAUGGCCAUCGAGCGCUACAUAGCCAUAUGCGAACCUCUGCGGUAUACCCAAAUCUGCACCGUGAGGAGGACCUACAUCGUCAUCGGGAUGAUUUGGUUUAUCUGUGUGGCUCCUGAUAUUACAGAUCUGUUUGUAACACUUGCAACCGAGUCUCUGAGCUUCUUUCAUGAGUCGGUGUUCUGCUUGCGCCAGAAUGUGUUCAAAGACCCGAUCCUGGCGUACAAAAGGCAAGCCGUUGAUAUCAUCUACUUCUCCUGUGUGUUUCUGAUUCUGGUCGUCACCUACUUGAGGAUCCUGUUUGCAGCCAGAGCCCUCUCCACAGAUAAGACAUCAGCCCAGAAGGCCAGGAACACCAUCCUCCUCCACGGGGCCCAGCUGGCUAUGUGCAUGCUCUCCUACGUCUCUCCUAGCGUGGAGGUGGUCCUGCACAUCAUCUUCCCAGGUUGGAUCCUCAAAAUCAGAUUUGCAAACUACCUGAUCGUCUACAUCCUGCCCCGUUUUCUGAGUCCAAUCAUCUACGGUGUCAGAGACAAGAAGUUCAGGGAGUACCUCAGGAUGGACUUUCUGAGCAACAGAUGCAGAAACAAAGUGAAGAAAGUAACGCCCGAGGACAAAGACCACUUAUAGAGACUUGUAUAGUGCUU